Messenger RNA from Cladophialophora psammophila CBS 110553, 897 nucleotides. RefSeq lists its product as uncharacterized. The coding region runs from base 1 to 897 and encodes 298 amino acids. The record is from RefSeq and is a predicted model, not a curated record. The transcript has 3 exons. Lineage: Eukaryota; Fungi; Ascomycota; Eurotiomycetes; Chaetothyriales; Herpotrichiellaceae.
AUGGCCUUGAACAAAUUGUCGAGCACUUUCCUGCUGCUCAGCAGCAUCUCUGCAACUCUGACCCUCGCACAAUUCGUUCCAGCAUCACCACCAACAGCCACGGUCCCUAUCGUUUCGGCCUCGUCUCCCUGGCUGACAACCUCGACCCCGACGUCCAAUGCAGCCUCCCACGCGGGCGCUGCCGGCUGGUCAACGGGAGCAAGCAAAUUUCCGUCGGUUUUCGGGGAAGCAAAGAUCGCUCAUGCGGCGUUGGGGGCUGGCGCGUUCCUUUUAUGCUUUCCUCUCGGUGGUAUUAUUGUUAAAGUCUGGCCACAUCGGCGCAUCGUCUGGAUCCACGCGGCAAUCCAGGGUUCUGCACUCGCCGUGUUUGUGGCUUCCACGGGCCUGGGGAUCUGGAUGGGAUUGAAAAUUAACGCGCUCGGCCACUACCACUGUGUCAUCGGUCUCGUCAUCCUAGGCCUCCUCGUUCUCCAACCCCUGAUGAAGCUGCAUUGGUUCCACAAAAAGGUCCCGAAAGUGGUACACUUUGUGCACAUCCAUCUCUGGCUCGGCCGCGCAUUGAUACUUCUCGGAAUUGUUGACGGCGGACUCGGUUUCCAAUUAGCUGACACGUUCAAGGCGCCCAAGUGGGCGAACGGGUGGAAAAUUGCAUAUGGCGUGUGUGGGGCGCUCGUAUGGAUAAUAUAUGUGAGCGUGGUGAUUGUGUGGGUAGAAUUAAAAAAACCUGACGCGACGGCGGCGGUUGUCGCUGGGAGUGAGGAGAUGGCGGCAUUGACCGAGGCCAGACGCCGGGCUGAGGAUAGGCCAAAGACAGCGACGAGUACGGUGCACGAUGUCGAGAUUGGUGAGGUUGCACAGGUUGAGCCGAUGCGACCCGCACGACCUGGUGCAUUGUGA